CAAUUAUUUAAGACGUUAGUUAAGUAACCGCGUAUAAUACAAACUAAGCCGCCAAUUUUGCCCAUUUAUCGAUCGGAUUUGACAGUGGACUAGUGUCGGGUGAGAGUGAGGAAAACUAACACAAAAUGAAAGAUUUAGUUACGGUGUGCAAUCGGUUAGUGAGCUGGAGUUAUAGUCCUGUGAGGACAAGACGGCCGGAGGAUGCUCCGGAGGUUGAAUCGCCCUUCAGGAUAUUUUGCGAUCGGUACAAAACUCCGCUCCUGAUCGCCUUUCUGGGUCUGCUCGCAGUUUUCAGCGGCCUUUUCGUCGUUUUCGUCCGUCCCUACGACUACCUCUUCAAAUGGAAAUGCGUGUUCAGCGAAGGGGGCGAGAUUUUCGAAUUGUGGAAGAGCCCCCCGGUGGACCUCUACCUUCGCGUCUACCUCUGGAACGUCACCAACAAGGACGAGUUCCUCAGCGGCAAAGACGACAAAUUAAAGGUGCAGGAAGUGGGCCCUUACGUCUACAAGGAAAUGUUUAUGCACGAUAACGUGACAUUUAACGACAACGGCACCCUGACUGCCGUCCCCCGCCACCCCCUCAUCUGGGUGCCGGAGCUGAGCGAAGGCCGCAAAGAGGACGACCUCCUGAUCCUGCCCAAUAUCGCCCUUUUGAGUAUUGCCCACGUGGUCUCCGAUGAAUCCUACUUUACUAGAGUCGGCCUUAAUCUGCUCAUACGACAGACCAAGACUGAGCCCUUGAUCCAAAUGACAGCCAGGGAGUUCAUGUUCGGGUACAAAAGCACCUUAAUGACGCUGGGCAACAAGUUCAUGCCCAGCUGGAUCUACUUCGACAAACUGGGACUCAUCGAUCGAAUGUAUGACUUCGACGGUGACUUUGAGACCGUUUACACGGGCGAAAAUGACGUCAGUAAGACCGGCCUACUUGACACCUACCGGGGAUCCACCAAAAUCCCACAAUGGGAGAGCCCAUGCGGUGACAUCAAGGGUGCCUCUGAUGGUACAAAAUUCCCCGGUUUUAUCAAACCCAACGAUACUCUCCUUUUCUUCCGGAAGAGCAUGUGCAGAGCUAAAACCCUAGUUAGGGUUAAUAGCACAGUGGUAGAUGGGCUAAAUGCCUACGUUUACAAUUUCCAAGAAGAUGCGGAUGAUAAUGGGGCUAAUAAUCCUGAUAACAAGUGUUUCUGCAAGGACCAGAACAAGUGUCUACCGCCGGGGCUUUUGGACGUGCAUGGGUGCUACUAUGGGUUCCCUAUUGCCCUCAGUUACCCACAUUUCCUGGGUGGGGACCCGAUUUUGAACGCUAAGGUUAUUGGGAGUAACCCAGAUCCCGAAAAACACAAAACCUACUUUGCCAUACAACCGGAUUCAGGCUUGCCAGUCGAUCUUGCCGUCCGUUACCAAAUCAACAUGGCGCUCGGAAGCAUCAAAACCAUCGCCAACGUUGAUAAAUUUGCCGAUAUGAUCUUGCCGCUCCUCUGGACCGAAAUUAGACUUUACACUUUACCGGAAGUGCUCGCGGCCCGUUUCCGCCUCUACCUCAACGUCUUGCCAUUGGUUGAGAACGGGAUCAUGUAUUUCUUCUUCGCCGUGGGUUCGUGCUUCCUCCUUGCCUCAAUUUACCGCUUCAUUGCCUCAAAAUCGAAGCGCAACGUGUACAACACGCACUGGAUUGAGGACGAUCUGGUCCUCAAUAUUGAGAAGAAACUGUCGAAUUACAAGCCGAAAAAGCGCGCCAGUAUGAACUCAAAAGAACUGGAAGUUUAUUUCUCUAGUCUUGUGGCGCCCUUGAACCAAGAACUCAACUGUAAUGAUUCCAAUGACGAGGACGUGUAGGGUUUUAGUGAACUGUUAGUUACUUUUUUAAUUGUGAUCGUUAUUUAUUUAUGUAGACUCGUGAGGUCCUUAGUGAAUUAUUUUUUUAAGAUUGGUACUGUUUCGUUCUAGAGACAUGUCAUUGUGAUAUCUAAUGUAGAUUAAUGGCACGCCGCUAUUUAUAAUUGCUCAAUAUUUAGAGUUAGGGAUUUUACAGAAAUCACCAUCAGUAUUUUUGUAUCUAUUUGUACAUAGUAUGAAAGUAAUAAAUCAAAUGGCAACAAA
Tribolium castaneum (red flour beetle) is the source of this 2099-nucleotide messenger RNA. Its product is annotated as scavenger receptor class B member 1. Lineage: Eukaryota; Metazoa; Arthropoda; Insecta; Coleoptera; Tenebrionidae. Gene Ontology annotation, cellular component: membrane; cytoplasm. The transcript has 8 exons. Bases 126 to 1835 code for a protein of 569 amino acids. The record is from RefSeq and is a predicted model, not a curated record. Gene Ontology annotation, molecular function: scavenger receptor activity.